Messenger RNA from Podarcis muralis (Common wall lizard), 3937 nucleotides. It is a transcript of the gene MMS19, whose product is annotated as MMS19 cytosolic iron-sulfur assembly component. Lineage: Eukaryota; Metazoa; Chordata; Lepidosauria; Squamata; Lacertidae. The record is from RefSeq and is a predicted model, not a curated record. Gene Ontology annotation, cellular component: MMXD complex; cytosolic [4Fe-4S] assembly targeting complex.
CGUGACAGAGGGGACGCGCACGCGCGUUGUGCGCUUCUCGCCUGCCCUGCUAUUCUCCGCUUUAUCAUGGCGGCCGGAGGGGCUGAGGUGGACGUGGGGGCGGACGCGUCCCUGUUGCCGGGCUGGGAGCGGGAAGGCGCGGCCAGAGAGGCGGCGGAAGGAGUAAAAGCUGGGACCUGCACCAUCUUAGAUGUUGUUGAAAACUUGGGGUCUCCUCUUAAGAAUGCAGAUCCUCGAAUGCGUGCACAGGGCAUCCAAACGCUUUCUGAAGUCCUCCUGCAAUGCUACUCCCUCCUUCAAGAGCGGGAAGUGUCCCACCUGGUCUUGUUCUAUGAGAACCGCCUGAAAGAUCAUCACCUGGUCAUUUCUUCUGUGCUGCAGGGACUCAAAGCUCUGAGUAUGUGUGUGGCGUUGGCUCCAGGUCUGGCAGUGUCUGUUCUCAAGGCCAUUUUCCAGGAGGUUCAUGUCCAGUCUUUGCUGCAAGCGGAUCGCCAUACAAUCUACAGUAUCAUUACUAACUUCAUGAGCAGCCGAGAGGCAGAACUGAAAGGUCUGGGUGCCGAUUUCACCUUCGGGUUCAUCCAGGUGAUGGAUGGAGAGAAGGACCCACGCAACUUGUUAAUAGCCUUCCAGAUUGUACGAGACAUCAUUGUGAAGGGCUAUGCAUUGGGGCCCUUCGCAGAGGAGUUGUUUGAGGUGACUUCCUGCUACUUCCCCAUCGACUUUACCCCUCCCUCCAAUGAUCCUCAUGGAAUCCAGAGAGAAGACUUGAUCAUCAGCCUGCGGGCAGUGCUGACCUCCACUCCCAUUUUUGCUGAGUUCCUGAUCCCGUUGCUCAUUGAGAAAAUGGACUCUGACGUACAAAGUGCCAAGCUGGACUCCCUGCAAACCUUGAAUGCUGCCUGCAUGAUCUAUGGGGAAAAGGAGCUGAAGGAGUUCCUACCCAGCCUUUGGUCAUCCCUGCGCAGGGAGGUGUUCCAGACAGCAAGCGAGAAGAUUGAAGCAGAAGGUCUGUCUGCUUUGCGUGCUCUGUCAACAUGUCUGUCCCGCUUGGUGCUCAGUUCCGAUGAUGAGGAUCUUUUAGAUUCCUUCCUUACAGGCAUUCUGCAAGAUUGCAGACACCAUCUGUGUGAGCCUGACAUGAAGCUGGUGUGGCCAAGUGCCAAACUCUUGCAGGCGGCUGCAGGGGCCUCUUUGCGAGCUUAUUACCGGAUCAUAUACAGUGUACUUCCCUUGCUGGUGGAACAGUACACCAAGCAUGAGCAGAGUAGCCAGCACAGGACAAUCUUGGAAGUGCUGCUUGGUUUCUUGGAGCUGCGGCAGCAGUGGGGGCCUGAGGAAGACGACAAGAGUCCACUGCUUUGUUUCAAAGAUGCCCUGUGUUCCGUGGUGUUCUCUGCACUUUCUGAGUCCAGUGUGCAACUUCAGUUGGUUGGCAUCCGGGUUCUGACCUUUCUAGGAUCACUGCAAGGGCUCCUGACCCUCUCAGAUGUGGAGAUGUUUGUGGAUCACCUUACAAAGUUAAUCUUGCAUGAGGACGAUUCCCAGACCAGCAUGGUAGCUAUGGAGGCGGCUGGACGCCUGGCUCCCCUCUAUCCACAAGCCUUCAGCAAGUGCUUGGUUCAGAAGUUCUCAGAAGGGCUGCAAUCAGAGCUUCAGAAGGACAGCAAUCCAUCCCAGCAGGAACGUCGCCUGCAGGCUCUAGCAGCUGUGUCCACGCACCCUAGUAUAGUGAGGGAAACAGUUCCAGUCCUCCUGCAGCACUUCCAGCAGAUUCAGCAAGAGAGUAUACCUGCAGAUACCCACUCUGUGGUGUCUGUGUGCCAGAGUCUGCAGCAGGUAGCAUUCCAGUGCCAGGAAGAUGCUCAGAGUUACUGGUACUUCCACCAGGCUGUGGUGCCCUGCUUGGUGGGCUUAGCAGUCAAGGCUGCAAUGCAAGAGAAUUCCCAUACAUUGCCAAGCAGUGUGCUGCUGAAGGAAGAAGCCUUAUCAGCCAUGGUAUCGGUCAUCAGCAGUGCAUGUACGCACUUAAGACCAGAGCAGGCUGCCCAGAGUGUCUCCAAAGUGGUUCCCCUCUUCUUGGAUGGAGAGCUUUCCUUCCAACCUGGAAACACCUUUCCCAGCACGUUCCAGCCCUUCCAGGAUGGGCAGUGUCUGAUGGCAGCCCAGAGAAGGCUUGUUGCUCUCCUCAUGGCCUUUGUCUGCUCACUGCCAAGGAAUGUUCCAAUUCCUCAGCAAGACCGCUUGCUACGUGAACUGCUAGCCCUGAGCUGCUCCUGUGACUGCCCUUUCACUGCCACAGCUGCUGCCAAAUGCUUUGCAGGACUGGUUAACAAGCACCCAGCAGGGCCUCAAUUAGAUGAGCUGUUGGAGCUGGCCAUGAACAAGUUGGAGCAUGGCCUGAAUGAGGGUCCUCAUCAAAGCCAAGCCCUCACUCUGCUGCUGUGGGUGAGCAAGGCUUUGUUGCUACGCUACCACCCGCUAAGCACACACCUGACGGACAAGCUCCUCGUGCUUUUGGGGGACACGGUCCUUGGCCCUGCGGUGGGCGAUGGCCUUGCCUUGCUCAUGGCUGACUCCCCAGAUGUGCUGGGCAAGAGCUGCCACGCUGAGGUGCGCCUCAUGUUCCGCCAGCGCUUCUUCACAGAGUGCGUGCCGCAGUUGGUGCAGGGUUUCCACACAGCAGCUCCUGAUGUGAAGGCGAAUUACCUGAAAGGCCUGUCUCACAUACUGAACCACCUGCCCAAACCAGUGCUAGUGACAGAGCUGCCAACGUUGCUACCUCUCCUGCUGGAAGCUCUGUCGUGUCCUGACCUUGUGGUGCAGCUCUCAACUUUGCACUGCCUACAGCCGCUGUUGCUCGAGGCGCCACACAUCAUGAGCCUGCACGUCGACACACUCGUGGGCAAAUUUAUCAGCCUGACAGACAACCCUGCUAUGGCAAUCCGCAUUGCUGCGCUACAGUGCCUCCAUGCACUUGCCUCCCUCCCCACUCCAGUGGUGAUACCUUACAAGCCACGAGUGAUUCGAGCCCUGGCCAAACCCCUGGAUGACAAGAAGCGGCUGGUGCGGAAGGAAGCUGUGGCAGCACGAGGAGAAUGGUUUCUGCUUGGGACACCUGCCAGGUGAAGGUUCACACUGCAAAUCCUGACUGACAAUCUCACCUGCCCCCACUCACCUGGUAAGCUGUUGGCCUUGAUGUCCUGGGGCCUAGAUUUCCAUGCAAAGCAGCAAGGCUCUGGGCAGAAGAGGACUUUUUUGUGGACUGCCCUUUCCUAACCACAACAUCAGCGUUCAGUAGGAAGGAACAGCCAGCCCCUGUUCCUGCUGCAGCACAGUAGUGAGUGGAGGUGGCAGGACCCCCAUAUAUUAUGUAUGUAUGGGGCCAGAAGAAUAAAAACUUGUUUGCUAACAGCCUCUGGCAAAAGUGCUUCUUGUGGGGAAGUAGUAGAAAUAAGGGUCUUGCCUUCACCUUCUAUUAAGUCCAGCUUCCCCACCUUCCUGCCAUAAUGGUGUCUGCGUACAGAGAGAUUUUUCAUGUGCUAAUAGAACUAAAGCCUACUGCAUGAACUUAGCACCUCUCAUGCAAAGAUCAAACAGUGAAUUACUUUAAUACAGAAUAUUUCUGAAUACAAGUUGCAAGAGCUGAGCCUAGGUGUCUAGGAAUGUUCUGUCUGAUGUGAUACCUGCUGGAGAAAUCUAGCAAACUAGCAUAGGAAGAUACUGACUGAUCUGGUAUGCCUUUUUCUGUAAGUGCAGGCUGGUGGUUGUUUACUUUCUUAAUUAUUAGCCACUGGUAUUAAAUUGGUGAAGCUGCAGCUGCCUUUGGCAGUAAAAUGAGUUCAGAAAUCCACCUGAGCCCCUGUGUGGCAUUCUGCAAUGAGGUUGUAGUUUGCUUGUUUGGAAAGUGUUCUACAAAUAAAGUUUUUUAAGAGUG